Molecule: messenger RNA, 3117 nt
Organism: Daphnia magna
Lineage: Eukaryota; Metazoa; Arthropoda; Branchiopoda; Diplostraca; Daphniidae
Product: tudor domain-containing protein 1
Exons: 2
Coding region: 31-2442 (803 amino acids)
Source: RefSeq, a predicted model, not a curated record
UCUGUCUCAAGUCUCAACUCUGGCAAAAUCAUGAUUUUCCAUAAUGGCAACGUUGGCUUUUCAAAUUUACCGUUUAUUUGUCAACGGAUAUCAUUUGAAUUCAAGUCGUUGAAGAAUAUAGUCGUUUAUUUGUUACAUCAAUGUGGCUGUAACUGUUGGUUCUUUGUUUCGAUAUUUAAUAACUCAGCUCUUCAUCUACCAAAAUUUGUUUGCUUUCUGCUGAUUGACUCGCGAGAUUUAAUUGACGUGAGAAAUUGUACAUCAAUAUUGUUCAAUUUUAACUUAAACCAAAAAAUUUCCUCACUAGGACUGAUCAAGAUGGUGGCUAGUAUUUUAGUGCAUGUGACUCACGUAGAUGAUUCCAUCCAUGAUCAUCAAGAUCCAUUUAUACAAUUCUGGGGCAUGACUCACGACCAAAGCUUAUAUUUCCUCAUGAAAAGUUAUAUUGCCUCUGUCCAAGAUAAGCUGAAAUCCAGAGCCCCGCCCUUGUCUAUAAAAGAGCUAGACAAUAAGCAGAUUUACUGUGUGCUCAUCAAUCGCCAGUGGCACCGGGCCAAAGUACCCAAACUAAAACUGAGCCUUUCUGGAACAUUGGAAGUUUUCUGCAUUGAUUUUGGAGACACCCAUUCAGUUCCUUUGGCCUUUGUGCGCACUGUAGAUUUUCCUGGGUCUGAAGCAGAGCAUAUUCGAAAUUGGCCUCCUCUUGCUAGCAAAUUUAAUCUUGCUGACAUACUUGCUCCAUAUGGAAACAAAUCUAAUGCUCAAUUGAGUUUGCCUGCCAUGUUUUUUGUGAAGACCCACAUGGUAAACCGUACUUGGAAAGCUGUAACAGUUGGUGCAUAUGAUGGACACCAAUGUCUGAGGCUCUUUGAUUUUACCAACCAACUGUUUGUCACCACUAUGAUUGAAUGUGGAAUGGCCAUUGCUUCGAAGACAUACAACAAGGCUCUAAAAAUGUGUAAGAUCAUAAACGAGCAUCCAGCAAAUUUCAAUCCUUUUCUCGGCAUUUUCCCGGAGUCUUGCGACAUGCCGAAUCCUGCUAAAACAUCGCUGCCUGCGUUUACUAGGAAUUCUUUUGAAAUUUCUAUGCAAGAAGCUUCACCGUCAGUUGUUCCAUUUAAAAACGAGCUGAUUGAGGCAGCUAAUGCUGGUCAGAAUGAGUCAAAAUCCCCUUUGACAUAUGCGCCGCAAUUAAAGAAAUUUGUUGCACAACAAAUUAUUUCCACUGUUGCUAUCGCCCCAUUCGUCAAGUCACUUACCGAGUUUUGGGUCCAGUUGGAACCGGAUUUGGUCAGCACCGUAGCGGAACGCAUAAGCAAACUGACGGGUGAUCCUGAUUUCGUUUCCCGGAAUGAUUUCGUUGCCUCUGCCGGCAAACCUUGCCUGGCUUUGUUCGCAUCAGACGGCUGCUGGUAUCGUGCUCUAAUAGAAGCUGUAAACGACGAGUUCAUCACGAUAUACUACGUUGACUACGGCAACCGAUGUGUAGUGGAGAAUAGCUGUUUACAAGAACUGCCACCGGAUUUGAUUGUGCUACCAGCCUUGGCUUUUAAAUGUUGCCUGAAUGGAGCAGAGAAUUUUUACAAAGACUUUUCUGAAGCCUUCCAAAUCGAUUUGACUAAACUGUCGGCUUUCAGCGUUAAAUAUUUUAACACCGUAAAUGACGUACUUCAUGUUCGUCUCUACGCCUCUGAUGGUGUUGAGCUUGUACAGCGCCGGCUAUUUAAAUUUCCUUUGAUGCAUGCAGUCCAGACUCUCAACUUUUCUCCGGAGCAAAUGGUUUCUCCUCGGGCUGUUGCGUCUUACAUAAAAUCGCUUUUCGAAUUUUGGGUUCAGCUGGAACCGAAGACUGUUGGUGCUAUCAUGGGACGUCUUGAUAUGCUGGCUCUUCAUCCCGAAUUCAUCAACCAAAAGACUUUUAUUGCUUCCGUUGGCAAGCCCUGCCUUGCUUUUUAUCAAGAUGAAGAUACUUUCUUUCCUGAUGAUGGACGCUGGCAUCGAGCAGUUGUUGAAGAAGUCAAUGGAGACACUGCCAGAGUAUACCACUUUGAUUACGGUUACAGUUGUACCGUGAAAAUGAGCCAUUUAAGAAACUUACCAUCGGAAUACACUAAACAACCGGCACAGGCGUUUAGAUGUUGUCUCGUCGGAGCGGAAUCUAUGUCGGAAGAAGACUCUGAUGCCUUUAUGAAUCGUUUUGUAAAACGUUCGAUCUUCGCUGUCAAAUUUCUGAAGGAAGUCGAUGGAAUCCUACACAUUCGUCUCUUCACGUUGGGUGGGGUUGAUCUUUUCGAAAGACAUUACGAAAAACCUGUUCUGCCAGAAACUACCGAGUUACCAGUAGAAAAAGUCUUCGAUGAUGAAGUCACUGGCCCUUUUGCAUUCUUGGUUUUGACUCCAUCAAGACACUCUGAAAAUGGUAGUCGUCUGAGAGAAAUGUAAUCCCCAGAACACCAAAAUGCUGUAUUUAAAAAAAAAUAACAACUCAAUUAAUAGGUGCUAUUAUAGGUUUUUAUGGGGGGAAAUCUUUGUUCCCCUGUUGACAUUUUCUGAAAUUUUAAUUCUCUUGACUUUUAUAUUUGUUAACUAAUGACCAUAAAAUUUUAGAUUCUUAUUUUAUUCAGAAAAAAGACAUCAUCUAAAAAAAAUGUGACCCUAAAAAUGUCAUUGAAAUUUAAAACAAGAAACUCAAAUAUUAGGUGGUAUUAUAGAUAUUUAUGGGGGGGAUUGCUAUUCUCUUUGUUCCCCUGUUGAGAUUUUAUGAAAUUGUUAAUCUUCUUUGCCUUUCAUGUUUGUUAUUUGAUGCUUCUAAAAUUUUAGAGUCUUAUUUUAAUUCAGAAAAAAAACUCACCCUAAAAUAAUGUUACCCUCAGAACACCAAAAAGUGAUACUUGAAUUAUUUAUGAACACCAAACUCAACUAUUAGUUACUAUAACAGAUUUCUAUAAAAAUUUUGUCUAUUCUCUUGGUUCUUCUCUUAAAAUUUUAUGAAUUGUAAUCCCUUUAUGACCUCAUUCAUUAUUUUAUAUCGUUUCUUUGUUUAAUUGUUCGCUCAAAAUUGUUCGUUUCCCUUUUCUUUCCUCACGAUGACCGCGUUAAUAAAAAUUUUCCUCCAUU